Ricinus communis (castor bean) is the source of this 891-nucleotide messenger RNA. RefSeq names its product E3 ubiquitin-protein ligase RNF181. The transcript has a single exon. Bases 133 to 792 code for a protein of 219 amino acids. The record is from RefSeq and is a predicted model, not a curated record. NCBI's taxonomy places the organism in Eukaryota, Viridiplantae, Streptophyta, Magnoliopsida, Malpighiales, Euphorbiaceae.
CCCAAAACCAAUCCUGAAACCUCGAAAAACACUAAUUAAUUCACCGCCUGAAAGUCUUUUCUUUCUCAAACUGCUUCAUCUCUUUUCAAUCUUCGCUAUUGAAAAUACUAUAGUGCACUUCAAUCUCUAGACAUGUCAAGCAUUGAAGAUCAAGAGAUUUGUUGCCGUGUGACUCCACUAGACAGCGUUGAAGCUGAAGAUGAGUCUUUUUCUUGCCCUAUGUUCCAUAUUGAUGUUGCAGUUACCUUCAUGCAUCGUCGUGAUGAUUCUUUAAUGGAGGUAGAAGAAGACGAAUCAGAUCUUUAUAAUGGGGACUGUGACGUGAUCCAAAAUGAGUUCCUGGUUGAACGCGAGAGGUUGUUUAAUCAAGAAACAUCCAUGUCAACAAUAAUCCAAAUCCUUCUUGAAAUGAAUGUCCCUGUUCAGUCCUAUAUGUUAGACAGAAUCCUGGGCUUUGCUCGUCAAAUGGCGACUAAUAAACGAUAUAAAAAUCGCAAAGUGUUGCAUAUGAAGGUGGAGAUUGAUGUUCCGCCUGGUUUUCUUGAUGACGAUGAUAGUGAUGAUUAUUCUGCCAUACGGUUCGUGCCAGCGAGUAAACCAUCAAUGGAAAAUUUGGAAAAAAUUAAAGCUGAUGGGUCGACAGAACAACAGUGUAUAAUUUGCUUGGAAGAGCUUUUGAUCGGAUCGGAGGUGACUCGGCUACCUUGUUUGCAUGUUUAUCAUAAGCAGUGCAUUAUCAAUUGGCUACAAAAGAGCAGAUUUUGUCCAUUGUGCAGGUUCGAAAUUGCUUAAUUGUUUGAUUUAUAUAAUGUUAGCCAAAUAAUAAUGCCUUGUUAAAAUCAGUUUAGUAAAUUUUUGUCUGUCAAUAAAGGAAAAUUGAAUUGAUGAUCA